Molecule: messenger RNA, 204 nt
Organism: Funneliformis caledonium
Lineage: Eukaryota; Fungi; Glomeromycota; Glomeromycetes; Glomerales; Glomeraceae
Source: the annotation of a GenBank genome assembly
AUGAAAUCUUUCACUGUUGUCGUAUUCAUCGCCCUUGUACUUGCUACUUUGGCCAUUUUGACACCUGUUGAAGCCAACUGGGUUAUGAGAACAAAAAAUACACCAGGAUGCGAAACAUGGGACGAGGAGAGCGGUGUCCCAUGGCCAGACAAUGGAAAUAAUGAUGUCCAAGAUAUCUCUUGGACUCGCAACUGUAUCCGAUAA